Molecule: messenger RNA, 824 nt
Organism: Fusarium vanettenii 77-13-4
Lineage: Eukaryota; Fungi; Ascomycota; Sordariomycetes; Hypocreales; Nectriaceae
Exons: 1
Coding region: 1-627 (208 amino acids)
Source: RefSeq, a predicted model, not a curated record
AUGUCCGCCCCGAGGCAAGGCAUUGGCAAGAGAAAGCCAGAUGCAGCCAUUUCCAAGGAUGUCGGUCCUCAAAAGCGAGUCCGGAACCAGGCCCCGCAAUCGCCAACAUCGGCCCUCAUAGCUCCCCACGAAGCCAUACUCGCCGAGCUCAGAUCCAAGCACGAAGUCCUCGCCCUCUCCGUCAUUUCGUCCACCAAGAUCACCAAGCGCGUCACAUCCGUCCUCAGUCACCUACUCGAAGAAAGCGAACGCCCGCGACUGGUACUACUGCACGCGCGAACCGCAGACGUCUGCAAGCUCAUCACGGUGGUGGAAAAAUGCAAAAGGGUCCUAGGCGAGGAGGGCAAGGCAUACUACCAAUACAAUCAACUGUUCGACUUGCCGGAGAAGCCAAAAAAGCGAGAUCUGGUCGAGGAGACGGUACUUGAAAAGGACGCGGAGGGGAGCGACGAUUCAGACAGCGACGACUUCGAGGUCAUGCACAGCCGGUUUGAAGAUGCCGUGCUACCCCGUCCCUCGACACGCUCGGUCAAAUCCAUGCGGGUCUUUUUCUCGAUCGCGCCCAUAAUGGAGCUCAAGUCGAAAAAGGGAAUCACUAUCCAGUCUAGCGCGCAAAAACAGGCGUAAAUAUCCACACUUCUCGGUCAACGACUUCGGAUAGUUGAACAUGGGGCGACUCAAUUGGAGGGAACAUGAAUUUUACUCGGCGUCCAGAGGCAAGGGUUCGGCAUGAUUAUGGAAAUGCCACACAUGUUUGUACGAGAUACCCAAGAGGAUCUAGUAUCCUAACUUUUUACUUGUAUUGAUACGGUCCUACGAUCCAA